Molecule: messenger RNA, 1410 nt
Organism: Mercurialis annua (annual mercury)
Lineage: Eukaryota; Viridiplantae; Streptophyta; Magnoliopsida; Malpighiales; Euphorbiaceae
Product: protein BASIC PENTACYSTEINE5-like
Exons: 3
Coding region: 296-1246 (316 amino acids)
Biological process (GO): response to ethylene
Cellular component (GO): nucleus
Molecular function (GO): DNA-binding transcription factor activity; sequence-specific DNA binding
Source: RefSeq, a predicted model, not a curated record
GAACACGUCGUUUAGCCAAAAACCUAAACAUAAAACGACAUCUCAAAGAAACAAACAUAAUCCGACUCGCUUAACGGAGCAUCAGUUAUAGCCCGUCUAUCAACACGCACCAAUCCUUAAUUUCUCAGUCUCUCUUUUAGUGUUUGUUUCCCAAGAAAAUCAAAGCAGGAAAGAAAGCUCUUCUUCACUUCAAAUAAAAACAGAUCAAGAAGUUGCUGUCUAUGAUCUUAAAUAAUCAUCGUUUGAGAUUUUCUUCAACCUGAUUUCUACUGCAUUAUCUGUAACUGGAUAUAAAAUGGAUGAAAGUGGACAACACCAUAAUGGGAGAUAUAAUAAGAUCGACUAUUACAAGGCACCAAAUUCUCCGUGGAGCAUGGGGCCCUCACAUCCAACGAAGGAACACAAUAAUGCGCUGGUAAUGAAUAAGAAGAUUAUGGCCAUCCUUGCCGAGAGGGAUGCUGCCAUUUACGAACGGGACAAAGCAUUAGCUGAACAAAGGGAAGCUAUUGCUGCACGAGAUGAAGCUCUUCAGCAGCGAGAAAAAGCUCUUGCUGAGCGGGAUAAUGCCUUGAUGGAGCGAGACAAUGCUCUGGAAGCUAUUCAAUACCGGGAAAACACUUUGAAUUUUCCUUUAGGCAAUGGAAAUCAACGUGGAUCAAAGCGUAUUCCGCACCCUGUAUACAAUUCAAAUGAUGUGGCCGAAGCUCUUGAUGAUGCAGGGGAGAUGAACAUCACUGACGCCUUCCCUAUAACAACUGUUUCAGGCGAAUAUUUCAAGUCGCACCCGACGAAGCGGUUAAAGGAUAAUAAGUCGAUGUCGAUGAAGGCAGCUAAGUCACCAAGGAAGGGAAUUAGAGUAGGUGAAGAUUUGAACGGACAAGGCGCUUCUGAAGGGAAGAAGUUUAAGGUUGAAUGGGACGGUCAGGAUGGCUUGAACAUGGUUAAUUUUGACGAGUCUACAAUGCCGGUACCCAUUUGCUCGUGUACCGGCAUUCCUCAUCAAUGCUACAAAUGGGGAAAUGGCGGGUGGCAGUCAUCCUGUUGCACCACCACCAUGUCAUCAUAUCCAUUACCGCAGAUGCCUAAUAAACGCCAUGCUCGAGUUGGUGGUCGCAAAAUGAGUGGUAGUGUCUUCACAAAAUUGCUCAGUCGGUUGGCAUCAGAAGGCCACGAUCUAGCAGCCCCCCUCGACCUCAAAGACUUCUGGUCCAGACAUGGCACAAAUCGCUACAUCACCAUAAAGUAGAGAUACUCGAGUCUCUUGUCGUAGAUUUAAUUAAUGUAUGGUGUACAAUAUUUACUGGAUUGUCUUGUAGCAAAAUGUGGAGCUUCCUGUGCUCGCAUUUACGCCUUUGUAGGGAUGAAAUGCCAGAUUUUUACUAUUUGCUACUUUCCGGUAGCAAUUUUACA